Molecule: messenger RNA, 804 nt
Organism: Protopolystoma xenopodis
Lineage: Eukaryota; Metazoa; Platyhelminthes; Monogenea; Polystomatidea; Polystomatidae
Source: the annotation of a GenBank genome assembly
AUGGGGAUUCAUUCUCAAUCCCAUUCAUCCCAUACCUUACAGAUUAUCUCUCAUUCCAACAUUCCUGUGACCUCUUCUCCAGAGGCCCAGCCGUCGGCCUCUGAAGUACAGCCAGAUUUGGAGUCAGAAGGGUUGGUGAAGCGAAAUAAUCUAAUUUGUUCUCCCUCCUCUCCGGGCGACGACGUCAUUGACUCUAAGACGCCAGAACUUCCUGCACAACCUCUACCGGCCUCACGCACUGCAGUCGGAUCUCGUUCUCCCUCUCCCAUACGCUCCCCUAGCUCAGCCUCUCCACGAACCGAUCGCACUGCCCACUCAUCACGUCACUCUUAUUCACACUAUAGUCAGCAUCAAAGCCAACAACAAUAUCACCAUUCUCGUGAUCACCUUCAUUCUCCUCCCUCGCACCACAGUCAUUACACUCCAUCCAACCGUGAUCGUAUACACUCUGGCUACCAUACAUCUUCCUCUUCGCCCUCGUCUUCAAGUAUAUAUUCACAUCACUCUUCGCCAAGAAGUCAUCACCUUCAUCAUCAUCCCUCCCAUCAGCAUCACUGGUCCAGUUCAAAUCGCUCACAUCACUCUCCUAAUCGGUGGCACCAACCACAUCUACCUGGGUCGAGAUGGCCUCCUGGACACGAUUGGCGUUCCACUGGCAGAUCCCAAUCUGGAGAAGGCUUUUACCCACAGCCGCGUGGGACAAGCAGUGGCGGAGGAGGCAGCGGCCCUACUGGUGGUUCCGGUGUUAGUGGUGGCCAAAGUAGUGAUUGCCGAGAUCGUACUGCACGUUGGGAGCAUCGGUGA